Danio rerio (zebrafish) is the source of this 1801-nucleotide messenger RNA. The record is from RefSeq. NCBI's taxonomy places the organism in Eukaryota, Metazoa, Chordata, Actinopteri, Cypriniformes, Danionidae.
GACUUUUAUUUUGUAAAUCUCCAUAACAUGGCGUUUUCCUCUCACGUCCUGUCAAGCUUGUCUGUUAUGAUCUUGUAGGAUCGAGAUAUUGAAGUUAAGAUGACUAAUCCACUGAGAGGAGAGGUUAUCAGACUGUACAAAAAUCUUCUGUAUCUUGGUCGGGAAUAUCCCAAAGGAACUGCAUACUUUAGAGAGCGUCUGAAGACGGCUUUCAUGAAGAACAAAGAUGUCACAGACCCUGAGAAAAUCCAAAAACUGAUCGACCGCGGAGACUUUGUGAUCAAAGAACUAGAGGCUCUCUAUUAUCUCAGGAAAUACAGAGCCAUGAAGAAACGCUAUUAUGAACCAGAGCAUUAAUCAACGAUGAGUUCUCAGUCACAUGUGCCAGAUUAGAAGUAUUUGAAUGUUUGUGCUUGAUGCGUUGCACUUACAAAUUAUUACUACUAGGACGUCCUAAAGAAGUCAAGUAUUAAUUGAAAAAAAAACUGUCAGAUUUGCAUAUUUAAAGGGAUAAUUCACACAAAAACGAAAUGUAAUCAUCUACAGGUGGUUCCAAACCUUUAUGAGGUACAUUUAUUGAAUUUAAAUGUUAGAAAUUAUGUAUAUUAAUACACUACAGAUGUUCGGGGUAUGAAACCUGAAAAAAAAAACAGUAAAUAAAUAUGCAAAUAUGUAAAUAAAUCCAUAAAUUCCUGUAUUAAUAAAACAGUAAAUAAAUAAAUAUGCAAAUAAAUAAAUAAUUGCAAAUAAAAAUCCAGAAACUCCUGCAUGAAUAAAUAUAGAAAUAAUUAAUAGUGCGGGCAGGUAAAUAAUUUAAUAAAUUACACAUGUUGGAGGAAUAAAAAAUGCUAAACUGAGUUUAUUUAUCCCCCUCCCCCCUCUUUCUUUUAAAUGUUUAUUAAUUCUUGAGCACAGCUGCAUAUUUACUUUUCCUCAGCUCAACAUGCUAAUGAGAGGCUGUCUGUCAAUCAUCAGAAGCCAGUCAAAAAAAUCGAAUGCUAAAUUUUUCUAACGAUCAACCGAUGAUGGCAUAAAUACUGCCUUCUACGGAUUAACAGACACCCUCUCAACAGCAUGUUGAACUAAGGUAAAGUAAAUACGCAACAACGUUCAUAAACAGUUCAUUUAAUACAAAGCAUUUUCUUAUUCCCCCAACAUUCGUGUAAUUAAUUUAAUUAUUUAUAUAAUUAUUUAUGCAAGAAUUUGUGGAUUUUUAUAAACAAUAUUUAUUUGCAUAUUUAUUAAUUAUUUGAUUUAUGUGGAAAUUUAUCAAUAUAAUUACUCAUUUAUAUAUUUGCAUAUUUAUUUAUUUAUUGUUUUUGAAGGAUUCAUCCGCUAUAUGAAAGUCAGUUUCCAACAAUAUUCAAAAUAUUUUCCUUUAUUCAACAAAAUUAAAGCAGCAGUGGAGAGUGAGUAGAUAUUGACAGAAUUUUCAUUUUUGAGUGUGCUAUCUCUUUAAAUCAAACUUUCAGUUUUAUCUUGAUUUAACUCAACUCAACAUCACCGAAAUCACAGUUGUUUUCGCGCAAUGAUACCUCCAGCUCCCUUGUCAGGUCCAGCUUUCCUGCAUUACCGGAAACCUUAAAGUGCAAAAAGGGUAAAAGUGAGAAGAACAGAGUGAUUGUCCAUCUGUAUAUAUGCAAUAAUAAAUGUGUGCUCACUUUUGCUUUGAGUAUUUUGUAGGCUUUGUAGCAGGUGAGGUCCUCUUUUGAUAGCGUGAGUCCGGGCUGCAGUUUCAUCCGUUGGCCACCUUUGAGAUACAUUAAAAAGACAUGCACUGAAUUUAGAGUGUAUCUGAAAA